CCGUUCCCUCCCCCUUCUCCUGUGGGACAACCAGGGACCACAGCUCCCCGCUCCCCAGGUGUGGGGGCUCCGACACGAACGCCUCUGCUCGCAGGGCGGUGAGCGCAGAUCCCACGGGUCCCUCGGUCGGGGUUCAAGGCUGCUUCCGUUUCCAUCCCGGACCCGACAAUGGGCGGGAAAAAGAAGACUUUACACCACUACGCGGCGGAGUUCACCGACCUGUUGGUGAAGCAGCACCUGAUUGAGCACAGUGACUCUGGGGACACGUCUGUGGUGGAGACCCUUUACUGCAGGGCCUGCGAGCGAGCUGUCUAUGCGCGUGCGGAGGGACCGCACCCUGGAACACCUGUCCUCGGGCAGGCACUACAGGAACCGCAGACUCAUCCAACAGCACGGCCUGCGGACGCCCAUUCUCAUCUCAACCGCCUCGGAUCUCGCUGCCACCGGCCUUCCUGCACACCCGUGCCACCCGCCCUUGCCCCGUCAGCCUCAGCCUCGGCUCAUUCAGGCAGUCCCAGUAUUGGCACGGUACCUCCUCCCGCUGUGGGCCACACGUCUCUGCUCCCUGUCAACCCUACUGCCAUCAGCACCACCACCAGCGACUUGUCUGCCCAGGAGGGUGCAACACCAUCUACCUCCACCGGCCACCUUUCGGUGUUUCCAGCUUUCCAAAUAAAGACACCAGCAGUGCCCUCAGAGCAGACCAGCCAGAGAUUUUCUGAAGCUUCCCACAGGGUGCUCCCCGGAGGAGGCCUGAGAUGCUCUCAUGACUUUGGAGCCGGGGUGGCUGGCCACCUUGGCCUGGCCAUGUUUGGGGUGGGCUUCGGGAGCCUGGCACUGCUGCAGAGUGUGGUGGAUGAGAACAGCUGCUGCUUGCUGUACGUGGUGGAGGACCAGCUGUGUGACGUGGAGCGAGCCUUCAGAGCUGAGCAUUUGGCCAACACCAGAGUUGUUCGGGAACAGGAUGCAGACAUUGUCCUCAACGACCAGCGGCGCUUUGAUCCGGCUUUCCAGUUCUUGCACAAGCAAGUUUGUGUCAGCCACGCCCUGCAGAGGAUCCACUGGAUCACCGCCAUCAGCAGCCUGUUCCCAGCGGCCUCUCUGGCUUCCCUAAAGAGGGCAGUAGCUUCCCUCGAGACCAGAAGCCAGAGCUCACCCUCCCUUGUGUCCAGGUGGGGUUUUCUACAAUGCUGCUGUGCACGAUGUGGAUGCCGUAUGCAUGUUGCUGGGGGAAGCCACUCCGGACACUGUGUUUUCUCUGGAACAUGCCUUCUGCCCAGUUUUCUUCUGCUUAGAUAUGGCCGCCUUAAAAGAUGCAGACACUGUUGGGAUCAGCAUGAAGUUUCCCUGUGAGGCUGUGGUCAGCGUGGACGUCAGCCAGCACUGCACAGACAGCUGCGACCAGGACAUCAGCCAGCACUGCACAGACAGCUGCGACCAGGACAUCAGCUAGCACUGCACAGACAGCUGCGGCCAGGACGUCAGCCAGCACUGCACAGACAGCUUCGGCCAGGACGUCAGCCAGCACUGCACAGACAGCUGCGGCCAGGACGUCAGCCAGCACUGCACAGACAGCUGCGGCCAGGACGUCAGCCAGCACUGCACAGACAGCUGCGACCAGAGACUGGAGGUGACCCCUGCCCUUUUCCACCCUUCGCCAGUCCACUGUGAAAAGCUGGGUUGAUUGUGUGGCUUAGAUAGAGGUCAUCAGCUGGGUUGAUUGUGUGGGUAAGAUAGAAGUCAUAAGCCAGGUUGAUUGUGUGGGUUAGACAGAGGUCAUCAGCCGGGUUGAUUGUGUGGGUUAGAUAGAGGUCAUCAGCCGGGUUGAUUCUAUGGGUAAGAUAGAGGUCAUCAGCUGGGUUAAUUCUAUGGGUAAGAUAGAGGUCAUCAGCCGGGUUGAUUGUGUGGGUUAGAUAGAGAUCAUCAGCUGGGUUGAUUGUGUGAGUUAGAUAGAGGUCAUCAGCCGGGUUGAUUGUACAAGUUAGAUAGAGGUCAUCAGCUGGGUUGAUUCCUCAGGUUAGAUAGAGGUCAUCAGCUGGGUUGAUUCCGCAGGUUAGAUAGAGGUCAUCAGCUGGGUUGAUUGUGUGGGUUAGAUAGAGGUCGUCACCUGGCCACCCUCAGCUAGGUUGAUUCCGCAGGUUAGAUAGAGGUCAUCAGCUGGGUUGAUUGUGUGGGUUAGAUAGAGGUCGUCACCUGGCCACCCUCAGCUGGGUUGAUUGUACGGGUUAGAUAGAGGUCAUUAGCUGGGUGCGUGGAUCCCAAAGCGCGCUGCAGAUGGAGAAUCAGAAUCCCUUGGGCAUCACCGGGCGGGGCAUGUCCCUGUCCCUCGGCUCCCAGACCCCGGCUAGCUGCCACCAGGACUCAUAUCGAGAGCUCUUCAGACACUUUGUCAGAACGCUUAAAGGUGGGUGCCAUUCUCAGGAGGAGCCUGGGAUGUCCUGAUGCUCAAUGGGUAGAUGCCUUCCAGGCUGCAGUCAGUGCAGAUGAUAUGCCAAUUUCAGGUGGAAAAUUGCAUUCCAGAUACCGGGUUCAGAUUUGAAAUUGUCCAUCUCAGUGAUCAUUUAUGUUGCGUGCACUUGAGGGAAAUUCUGAGAGAUGCUACUUUGGGGUUCUGUGCAUGUACCAUGUUGCCUGACACGUCCUAAGAAAUCUUCUUAAACUCUGAGUUAGCCGGGCGCGGUGGCUCAUGCUUGUAAUCCCAGCACUUUGGGAGGCUGAGGCGGGCGGAUCACGAGGUCAGGAGAUCGAGACCACGGUGAAACCCUGUCUCUACUAAAAAUACAAAAAAAUUAGCUGGGCGUGGUGGAGGGCACCUGUAGUCCCAGCUACUUGGAGAGGCUGAGGCAGGAGAAUGGCGUGAACCCGGGAGGCGGAGCUUGCAGUGAGCCGAGAUUGCGCCACUGCACUCCAGCCUGGGCGACAGAGCGAGACUCUGUCUCAAAAAAAAAAAAAACCAAAAAAAACCAAAAAAACCUCUGAGUUUAUAAAAUGAUAACUACUUCUGAACUCCUGAGAUCUAGUGGAUACCACGUUUCCUGGAAGAUAAGACACCUUCUACCCUCUGUCAGUCCUGGGGGUGACUGGGAACCAGAGAGGUUGAGCAGAAUUCCUGGACCUGGGUAGGGCUUGUCCAAGAGGGGCAGGUGGGCCUCUCUAGGACCAGUGUCCCACCCAGAGGCCAGUGGCCCCUUCACAUGCCCCAACAAGAGGAAGACUGGCUCUGAUGUGUUGGGUUUUGUCCUGAAUCUGCAAAUGUGCAGGGAAAGACCUCCUGAAAUCACCAAAGAGUAGUUCCUCAGGGCCUUCCGGGUGGCCAUGGCCGCGGAGCAGUCGUGGUAGAACCGGUCAGCUGUGGACCUGCCCUGCGAAUCGGCAGAGGCCUCCGUGGUGAAUACAGAAGCUCCAUGAACCAACCCGAGGCUGAAGCCAAGAUCCUGCCCGAUAUCCAGUUGCUUGUUUCACUUGUCGCUGUUACUGAGAGAGGGAGACAGAACCUCACGGCGGUCUUGUCCUCACUGGAGACUCAGAAGGGGAAGAAUUGGGAAACCAUGUAUGUUUCAUUUCUGGUGUAACCAGGCUUUUCAGAAUGUGACUUCAGACCAAGGACACAAGUUGGGCUUGCUUAGCUGUUUUGUGUUGCGUGCAGGCUGAAGAGAUGCUCUUCCAGUCAGAGUUCCCUUGGCAGGGCCUCGGAGGCCUCUGGUUGGCUCUCUCAGGAAGAGGGCAGGUCAGGGAUUGGAUGGUGUAAAUUGACCCAGAAACCUGCAGUUUCAGCUUUCUGUGGCAAACAGGGCCGAGGGCUGGUGAAGCUGUUAAGACUAAAUGUCGCAUGCAUGAGGCAGGCUGCAGGCCUCCUUAGGCCUUUUUUGGGGUAAUUACACCAGUAUUUAAAAACACUUUUUUGUUUGUUUGUUUUGAGACGGAGUCUUGCCCUGUCACCCAGGCUGGAGUGCAAUGGUGCGAUCUCGGCUCACUGCAACCUCCAUCUCCCGGGUUCAAGCGAUUUUUCUGCCUCAGCCUUCUGAGUAGCUGGGAUUACAUGCGUGUGCCACCACGCUCGGCUAAUUUUUGUAUUUUUAGUAGAGACGGGGUUUCACCAUGUUGGCCAGGCUGGUCUCGAACUACUGACCUCGUGAUCCACCUGCCACGGCCUCCCAAAGCGUUGGGAUUACAGGCAUGAGCCACCAUGCUUGGCCUAAAAAACAAUUUUCUUGAAGAAUCUGAUUUUGUGCAUAGUAAUGACACAGCACCAUUCCUGAGAAAUAGGAAAUAUAUGUGUGUGGUAUGAAAAGCCCAUAUUCUGUUCUUGUCGCCUGAAUCUAGGCUUCCUCUUUGGAUGUGAACGCGGGAAUGAACAGUGGCUGUUUUCCACCCAAAGGGGCAUGGAGACCUUUUGGAAACGGGCCUUCUCCUUUCCAUUUUGCAGCCAGGGGCAGGUGGAAACCUUCCUUCGAAGGGUAGUGCCUUGGGGAGCAGCAGACCUGCUCUGAGUCCAGCUUAGCUUUCCAAAAUUCUGUGUGGAACUUACUGGAGAUGUUUUUAUAUAUUUGAAAAUAAUGGCCUGUAUUUCUCAUGCUAUACUUAAAAAAAAAAAACUAACCUUUUAAACGAAGAUAUUCAAACUCAGCCUUGUGCUGAAAGUGCUCAUGUUUCAGUGUUCAUUCCUGAAAGGGCGUUUUAGAGUCCCCAUUUCUACGUUCUUUGUGGCACCCUCUUGCCAAGGGAACAUCCAGAAUCCCUCCACUUCCUGUCUAGUUUGAGGCCUCAACACCUUCAUGAUCCAGAGUUCUGUGGCUGUGAGGGGGUGGGCCUGCCGCCGCCCAGCCCUCCUUGGUGGUCGUGGGGACAGGUAGGAGCCUAGGGAAAGGGGUGAGCAGGCUCUGGUGUGACGGCGUGAGCGCUAGUCAGGAAGGUGGGGCCAGGGCCGGGCAUGGCGCCUCACUUGCAUCUCACCUGUUGGGGAACUUCGCGGAGCUUCCUGGCAGCAUCUCCCCCUCUUGCCCUGGUCCUUUCUGUCUUUGUUUUAGGCCAAUUUCUAAAAAGACUGAGGCCUCCUUCAAGGUUGAACAGAUUUCUAGAGCCUUGUUUUUGCUGUGACAGGUCCCUAGUCCCUGUUCACAACUCUGAAACCAGGAAACCUGAGAACCAAGAGAACUGAAAGGAAGCCCGUUGGUCUCAGCCUGGCUUGAGCCAACACGAGGCUCUCUGCUGCCUUUUGUUUUCUUAGGUUUUGCUGAGAAAUGGGAGUGCGUUCUGUGUGGGUGUUUGUGACACCUUGAGACCCUGCUUGGCCUAGCUAAAGUCCGGAAAGCCUGGGCCCCACAGGGCUUGGAUGAGGGCUCAUGAGCCUGUACUUCAGGAGGCCUGAGAGGCCCGGUCAGUCCCAUGAGGCUACACAGCUUGGCCCGCAGGUCCUCUGAGGCACAGGGCAGAGGGACACCCCAGGGACCCAUCAGACUCACGACACGGAGAAACUCAAGUGGGGUGCCAGGGCCGGCCACAGAGGCCACAGGCUUCCUGCCUGUGAGAAGCCACCCUGUUCGAGCCCUUCGGAGAUUUAGGUUUAGUCAUGAGAACCCGUCAUUGGAACAUACACUUUAUUAUGUUACAAAAACAAAAAUCCCCACCGAAACACAGCUAAAAAAAUAACACAUUUUCCAAGAUUACAUUACCAAAAACAGUUGUUAUGUCAUUGGAGGGUGUCCAUUAAUACUGCUCGGAGAAGCACGAUCCUACACGAAAAACAUGGAUGGGAUUUCGUUUUCACCUUAAAGCAUUAAAGUGCUUUAACUGGUAACAGAGGAGUGGAUGUUUGUGCGUUGGAGACACUGACUGUUCCGAGUGACAAGUGGCUCUGUGCCAGGAUACUGCGGGUCGGGCUCCUGGGUACAGCAAGGGCUUCCCAGCAGCCCAGGCCUGAUGGGAACGCUGGGGGAAUGGGGGAGAGUUGCUGUUUCUGACCAAGCAACUUGGACAGAUGUGAGCUGACCUGCCUGGCGAGUGCCUUCUGCCUUGCCUCUCUGAGCAGACUCAAGACCACUGCCCGUCCCCCUUGGCCCCAGGAGUGCCAGCAGCCUCCCUCCCACCCCUGCACUGCUGGGAAAACCAUCUGCCUUCAAGAUUUAUUUGUUGAUUUGUUUAGUUUUAUAAAAACACAUUGCUUAAAGGAUUCUUGUUCCUGGGAAUUUGCAUUUUCUCCUGACCACAGCGAAGUCUCAACUCUGUUUACUUUCACAGCUGCUUCUCCAGCGCAAGGAGGCUGCACCGGCUCCCUGGACAAGUGCAGCUGGGGCCAUCUGGCUGCUCCGUGUUCCGGCCGGCUUCCUUGGACGUCUGGCUGGGGUUCCAGUGACAGCUGCCCCUGGGCGUCUCCCUGCUCUGUGCCACCCACCCCCCCACCCCAGCCCUUCCCAGGAGCACACUGCAGGGGCUCUUGGGAUAGUCUCACUGGACUCAGGGUGGACAGGUAACGUGCCUAAGAAACAAAUCGACAAGCCCCCUGGAAUUGAAGCGCAUCUGCGCUGGGCUCAGGAACCCCGGGUGUUGGGAUGGGCCCCCGCGGCUCCUGAAGUGGAACAUGGGGGCAGAGUGGGGGCUUCAGGAGGUGGCCUCGGGUAGCAGGUGCCCAGCCCCCAAGAGAUAGGCGUGGUGCCUGGGGCAUGGGUCUUAGCCUUUCUGGCCUCAGCUUCCUCAUCUACGAAAUGGCAAUAAGAUGGAGAGCUGAGGUGACAUGCAGCUGGGGUGGCUGCGCCAUCCUGGGAAAGCCCUGAGUCUGCUACUGCCGCCGCUACUGACUGAUACCCUGGGCAUGGGCACCUUUCUAGGGAGAUGGAACCCUAGAAGCUAGGCAGCCAGAGCUUCCUGCCCUUCAGCUGGAAGGAGCUGGAAGGAAGGGCCAGGCCCUUGUCCUGGCUGCAGCCAGAUCCCCUGAGAGCCGACAGCCCCGUUCCUGCUGCCCCCACAAGCGUGCACCCAGGCGGCUGUGCUGUCAGCGGCCCCCGGAGAGGUGGACAGUGGGAGAGGGACGCCUGCGUCUUUGUAGACCAGGCACCUGCGGCAACACCAGUUGCUGCUUUUAAAUAAGGGGAGGCUGGUGACGGUGAUGCCACGUAGCAAGAUGGAGUCCUGAUCUGGGGAUGGGGGCUGUUUCUAACCUUGCUGUGCCCUGGGGGGCUUAACUGCUUGUUCUGGGGGAUGUUAGUGGGGGAAGCUCCUAGCCCUUAGGAGCUGAUGCCACACAUACCCCAGGCAGGGGGUGUGGAGCUGGCCGCGUUGGAAGGGGCCAGGCAGCCUGCACUCUGGGUGGUGUCUCGGCUUGCGUGGGUGAGGGCUCCCAUUGGCCCACCUGCCCGGAAUGAAGGGCCUCGUCACACCUGUCAGGCUCCCCGGGGGCUCCAGUUCCCUGCCCUGAAGCUGUGCUCUGGGACAGUCAGGCUCCGGCCACUGAGGCUCAGGCUGCUCCUCGUGGAUGGAGGUGGCCCCAGAAAGGGCCUGUGCAGACGCUGUCUCCCCGGGGCCCACUAACUCCCUGGGGUGCUCCACGAAGGCCUAGACCCCCCUGCACCUACCUCAGUCUGUUCCCUGACUGCCACAGCCUAGAAAGGAAAGCAAUGCCCUCUGGCCCUCGCAGUGGUAGAGAAGGUGCCCCCGGCAAGGGAGGAGCUGCCCCCACGGCAGAGCGUUCCUGCGCAUUUGCCUGGAUUUGCCCUUCCCCGCGUUCCCUCUAGGCUUCCUCCCCACCCGGCCUUCCUGGGGAUGAGUCCCGCCCACCUGGCUUCUCACUCAGCUUCCUCAGCCCGGCUCAUGGGCGCUAGGUUGAACUCCAAAGAGAAUGCUGAGAAAGUAAGUUGAAAAAAAAAAAAAAAAAAAAAAUGACCCACCGUGUAGAAAAGGGUAUCAUUUUAUCAAAUAUUGACAAUUUCCAGUCCUCUGAGGACAGGCUGUCCCUUUCUGCUGAGGAGUCCCCAAGGAGAGGCGACUGUGGCCAGGCUGAGGGGCACUGGCUGAGGCAGUACCAGAUGCUUCCCCGCGCCUGGGAGGGGUUGCGCCCUCCCCAGUUUUCUCCAAUUUCAGCAACACUGUGGUUGUUGUUAGGGGCAGGAAGGAGGCGGUCCUGCAGAAUACAGUGUGCUGGGGGCAGAGGCCAGUCCCAAGUCCAGCAGAGAGAGUCCCCAGCCCCCGGCACGGGCAAGAUGCAGUUAGGGAUAUUCCCUGAAAAUACAUUGGUGUUUCAGACACA
Messenger RNA from Symphalangus syndactylus (siamang), 8239 nucleotides. RefSeq lists its product as uncharacterized. Gene Ontology annotation, molecular function: oxidoreductase activity. The record is from RefSeq and is a predicted model, not a curated record. Gene Ontology annotation, cellular component: cytoplasm. Lineage: Eukaryota; Metazoa; Chordata; Mammalia; Primates; Hylobatidae. Gene Ontology annotation, biological process: NADPH regeneration.